GCGGAACUGCUUCAAUUGCAAAACGUCAGCGCAGCCUCGGGAGCGGCAGGCGGGCCCGAGUCAGAGCAGCUCCUUUUUAAAAAGCGGAGUACAGUAUUGGGAUUCUUGAAACCUGAAACCUAGAAACAGAAUCGAAGCGGAAACUAGAAGGAAAACCUUGAACUCCUCCAGACAAUUGCUUCCGGGGAGUUUCAGGAGAGCGAGGGGGAAUAAAGGGCCCGGGAGGAGGGCCCCACGGAUGGCGCGUCCCUGAGGGUCCUGGUGACUUCGAGGAGCGUGGGAAGGAGAGGACCCGACCCUCUCCCUGGGCUGCAGGUCAUGGCCACCGUGGAGCCGAAAGCCCUCGGCAUUGGCUUCAAGUGUCUCUCCUUGGCCACUUUCGUGCUCAUCUGUGCCGGGCAUGGGGGACGCAGGGAGGAAGGGGAUCCAGCCUGCUACGGGGGAUUUGACCUGUACUUCAUUUUGGACAAGUCAGGAAGCGUGCUGCACCACUGGAAUGAGAUCUAUUACUUUGUGGAACAGUUGGCUCAUAAAUUCAUCAGCCCACAGCUAAGAAUGUCCUUUAUUGUCUUCUCUACUCGAGGAACAACCCUAAUGAAGCUAACAGAAGACAGAGAACAGAUUCGCCAAGGCCUUGAAGAACUCCAGAAGGUCCUGCCAGGAGGAGACACUUACAUGCAUGAAGGAUUUGAAAGGGCCAGUGAGCAGAUUUAUUAUGAAAACAGUCAAGGAUACAGGACAGCCAGCGUCAUCAUUGCUCUGACUGAUGGAGAACUCCAUGAAGAUCUCUUUUUCUAUUCAGAGAGGGAGGCUAACAGAUCCCGAGACCUUGGUGCAAUUGUUUAUUGUGUUGGCGUGAAGGACUUCAAUGAAACACAGCUGGCCCGGAUUGCGGACAGUAAGGACCAUGUAUUUCCUGUAAAUGAUGGCUUUCAGGCUCUGCAAGGCAUCAUCCACUCAAUUUUGAAGAAGUCCUGCAUUGAAAUUCUAGCAGCCGAACCAUCCACUAUAUGUGCGGGAGAAUCAUUUCAAGUAGUGGUGAGAGGGAAUGGCUUUCGACAUGCUCGCAACGUGGACAGGGUCCUCUGCAGCUUCAAGAUCAACGAUUCGGUCACGCUCAAUGAGAAGCCCUUUGCUGUGGAAGAUACUUAUUUGCUCUGUCCAGCACCAAUCUUAAAAGAAGUUGGCAUGAAAGCUGCCCUCCAGGUCAGCAUGAACGAUGGCCUGUCUUUCAUCUCCAGUUCUGUCAUUAUCACCACCACGCACUGUUCUGAUGGCUCCAUCCUGGCAAUUGCCCUGCUGAUCCUGUUCCUGCUCCUGGCCCUGGCUCUCCUCUGGUGGUUCUGGCCCCUCUGCUGCACCGUGAUUAUCAAAGAGAUCCCUCCACCCCCUGCUGAGGAAAGUGAGGAGGAAGAUGAUGAUGGUCUGCCUAAGAAAAAGUGGCCUACAGUAGAUGCUUCUUAUUAUGGUGGGCGAGGUGUUGGAGGCAUUAAAAGAAUGGAGGUUCGUUGGGGAGAAAAGGGCUCCACAGAAGAAGGUGCUAAGUUGGAAAAGGCAAAGAAUGCAAGAGUCAAGAUGCCAGAGCAAGAGUACGAAUUCCCUGAGCCUCGAAACCUCAACAACAACAUGCGCCGACCCUCGUCCCCCCGGAAAUGGUACUCUCCGAUUAAGGGAAAACUCGAUGCCUUGUGGGUCCUGCUAAGGAAAGGAUAUGAUCGUGUGUCGGUGAUGCGUCCACAGCCAGGAGACACGGGGCGCUGUAUCAACUUCACCAGAGUCAAGAACAAUCCACCUGCCAAGUACCCCCUCAACAACGCCUACCAUACCAGUUCACCGCCUCCUGCCCCCAUCUACACUCCCCCACCUCCUGCUCCCCACUGCCCUCCCCCACCCCCUAGUGCUCCCACUCCCCCAAUUCCAUCCCCACCAUCCAUCCUUCCCCCUCCCCCUCAGGCUCCACCUCCCAACAGGGCGCCACCCCCCUCCAGGCCUCCUCCUAGGCCUUCUGUCUAGAACCCAAGGUUUGUGCUCUGGGCUCUCUCAGAAACUUUAGGGAGGAGGCUCCUCUGUGGUGUUAGAGUAAGUCUUUCCAGUUAAAGGAAGAUUCCACUUUGGAAAUGAGUGGUGAUAAAGCCCAGUGAUGUUCACACACUUUAAAAUUUGGUUUGUCAUGCCAGUAUGCCAACAAUUGUGAUCAUCAGAAAGAAAUCAAAAUUUUGAAAUGCCUGAAAACAAAUGAGGCAACUACAGUCACAAUUAUAGCCAGCCAGCCAUCACCUCUAGAAGGUUCCAGAGACAGUGAAACUGCUGAGAUGCUCUAAAUGGGAAUGUGUCUCACGGAAGACCAGUAACAAAUCAUUUCUCUAGGGUGAAAUGCAGAGUCGGAUAAGAAAUAACAUUGCUGAGUUUCUAAAUGCUGCUUUUCCUCCUCCACUCCAACUCUAUCAUUUAACCAUGGAUCCUUGGCCUAGGAACCAAGGAAUGGAGUGAGUCCUCACCCCUGUGCACCACCCAGGAAGGUGGAAACCCUUUGCCUACAAUUUUGGGGAAAGCUUGAAGUAGCCAUCGUGGCAAGAAACUCAACAUCAGACAGAUAUCCAAAACCAUGACUUACUGGGAUUUUCAGAGGAGUAAAAAUAUGCCACUUUUCCUUUCAAAUUCUCCCAGUUUCCAAGUGAGGAAGAGAGCAGGUAUUUACUGAUGGAAAAGGUAUGUUGCCAUGUUGCUGUGUAAGUGAAACCAGGUGUGUACAUUGACAAGAGGCAUACUGAUGGGUGCAGCAGAUAGUUUCUAAAACCCACAGGCCAUCAGCAGCUUGAGGUGGCUGGCUUUGGCCCAACCUGGUCCCCUAGAUCAACAGACAACACAUUGUCGACAAAAACCUGUUAAUGAUUCACGUUAAAAAUCAAGGUUUAGCCUUGGUUUAAAUCACUUGAUAUACGAAGAAGUGAUUGAUCCUGUUUUCCAGAGACAAAUGCGAGUUGAUCUUCCCAAAACGACAUCACUAGCGCCUACCACACAAUUUCACUGAUUUUCUUUUUCUUUCUUGGUAAAGUUAUGCACCAGAGACUUCUAGGUAGAGCUGAGAGACAAUGGUCCUGACAUGAUGAGAAAACUAUCUCCAGGUUCUUUGAUUAACCCUAAAAAAGGCAUGUAUGUAGAUGCAAAUAGAUUUCUCUUUGGCUUUCAACAUACUCAGAAUUUAUUAUCAGCUGUUGACCCAGAGGCAAUACACCAAAAUGCUCUGCCUGAAAUUCUUCCCAUGCCUGAGACUCACUCCAUUGCUCCAAGUCUUUCUGAAUCUGUUGUGAGCAAUAAGCCCUAUAAGCACUUUCUAAACAUUGGGCCUCAUCACCCAAAGGUGAAAACAGGGUCAUCGUCGAGGGCCUCCUGCACCCUCCUGUUCAAAAUUAUCUCCCUGCUCCAACUUUCCACAGGUCUUAAAAUUCCUCUCCCAAACCUCUUAAAUCUUUUCAGGAACAAAGCAGAAUACAAAUAUAAACUUGGUGCUUUGGGCUCUAGUCUCCAAAGAUCCUUCAAGAACACAUCAAGCCAGACUCAUUCUUUCACUUUACUUAGUACAGAGACAUAAGGACCUGGCAUGCAUUCCAUAAACACCAAUUUUUAUAGCCUCAAUAGACAUUGCUAAUCAAUCACAGCACUAUUUCCCAUGGAGCCCAGUGAUUUCCUCAUGAUCCUCAAAUCACAACUCCAAAGAGCCACCACUCAUCAGUCAGAAAUGA
Pteronotus mesoamericanus is the source of this 3743-nucleotide messenger RNA. It is a transcript of the gene ANTXR1, whose product is annotated as ANTXR cell adhesion molecule 1. NCBI's taxonomy places the organism in Eukaryota, Metazoa, Chordata, Mammalia, Chiroptera, Mormoopidae. Gene Ontology annotation, cellular component: cell surface; plasma membrane. Gene Ontology annotation, molecular function: transmembrane signaling receptor activity. The record is from RefSeq and is a predicted model, not a curated record. Bases 319 to 2013 code for a protein of 564 amino acids. The transcript is spliced from 18 exons.